UCCAUUCAUUUGUAUGGUAACCCAUUCAAUACCCAUACGUUGACUCACUGUCGUAACACGCUAGCUUACCGUUACGCUCUCUACAAUGACAGAACAGCGAAAGUUGUUAUUAAAGUACUAUAAGAUCUCUGAAUAUGUUGUUGUGACGCACAAUUGCUGCGUCGUAGUUCUGUCAACAUGGCUGCGCGCGCUGGAAGUAAGCGUGGUCUGGAGCAUUUGGAUGAAUAUGAACCGCAACAAGCUAAACAACAGCGAAGUCUGCAUGAUCAGAUGACGGAAAAACGUCUCGUUGUUGUUUUAGAAGGAGCGACGCUUGAAACCGUAAAGGUUGGGAAGACAUUUGAGUUGUUGAACUGUGACCAGCAUAAGAGUAUGAUAAUAAAGAGUGGAAGAGAUCCUGGAAAGAUCCGCCCUGAUAUCACGCAUCAGUGCCUGUUGAUGUUACUGGACAGUCCUUUGAAUAGAGCUGGACUGCUUCAAGUGUACAUUCACACAGAGAAGAACGUUUUAAUCGAGAUCAACCCACAGACAAGAAUUCCUCGCACGUUUGCGAGAUUUUGUGGUCUUAUGGUCCAGCUCCUGCACAAGAUGAGUGUGAGAGCAGCAGACGGCCCUCAGCGUUUGUUAAGACUGAUUAAAAAUCCAGUGUCAGACCACCUGCCUCCUGGAUGUCCCCGAUAUUCUACAUCCUUCAAAGCCGGAGAUGCUGUGUGUCCCAGAACAAUAGUACCUAAAGAUGGACCUGCUGCUAUUGUCAUUGGAGCAUUUGCACAUGGAACAGUGAAUGCUGACUUCACAGAGAAGACGCUGUCCAUAAGUAACUAUCCUCUGUCAGCAGCUCUGACCUGUGCCAAAAUCUGUUCUGCGUUUGAGGAGGUAUGGGGAGUGUUAUGACGAAACCAUCCUGUUUUGAACAGUCGUGUUUCUGCCUGUGUGUGGAACAGGCCAUUGGACUUCACCAUGUGCGCACACAUGCGGGCCAGUCGUGUGUGCAUAAUGUGCUGUCUGUCACCACAGGAGAAUAUGUUUCAUGUGUUAUAACACAAUUAUAACUCAAACUGAAGCAAACAACAGUACCCUUCACUGUUUGUGGUAGGCAGUUGGACCUAAUUUUUCUUUUGAAUUUUUACAAAUUGGUUUAUGCAUUUAAAAUUUCCCAUUUUAUAUGUAUUAAUAUGUUUUCAUGAUGCCAAUAAACAGAUUUGGUUCCUGUUA
This is a messenger RNA of Myxocyprinus asiaticus (Chinese sucker), 1215 nucleotides long. RefSeq names its product ribosomal RNA small subunit methyltransferase NEP1-like. NCBI's taxonomy places the organism in Eukaryota, Metazoa, Chordata, Actinopteri, Cypriniformes, Catostomidae. Gene Ontology annotation, molecular function: rRNA binding; rRNA (pseudouridine) methyltransferase activity. The transcript is spliced from 5 exons. Gene Ontology annotation, biological process: rRNA base methylation. Gene Ontology annotation, cellular component: small-subunit processome; nucleolus. Bases 178 to 894 code for a protein of 238 amino acids. The record is from RefSeq and is a predicted model, not a curated record.